AUGGACUUUGAAGAUUCUGACAUCGGUGGCCAUGGCCACGAUGUAGAACCGAUAGAUAACGAUGAUUCUGGGUCGUCAUACCGCGCCUCUUCUGAAAAUGCAGAUGAGAGUCACAAAGUUGGCCGAAAGUCGGGUGGGCCGAGAAGGCACAUGAAAACGGCUGUCACAGCGAAGAGAGGAGAUUCCGAGAAAUCUAUUUCUGCACCCGCAAUUUCACCAAGUGAGUAUACGGAGGGACCAACAGCACCUGAAGGCAAUGAUCACGGCGAAGAACGCAGCAUCACUGCAAGCCCCCGAAAAAGGAGGGCUAGUUCGACCAAUUAUGAAUCAGAGUCUAAUCGCCAGAGCCGUUAUUUCAGGAACAAGAAAAUAAAAGGGUACUACAACGAUGGCUACAGACAGUUGCUGAACAAUGACAUCAAAGACGCCGCAUCCUGUUCCCUGCCUUCGGACUAUCCACCACUACCAAAUAGCCAGAUAGGCUCCAGCAUGUGGACCACUGCUGAAAAAGGUUCCCUACUCACUGCUCUUGGAAGACUGGGCAAGGACAACAUUGCUGGGAUAGCAACACGGAUAGGUUCGAAAUCGAAGCUACAGGUUCAAGAAUAUCUUGACCUAUUACAGCGCAACCGGGGAACCAAAAAACCUUUGGUGUUAACGGAUCUCCCUGUGGCAUUUGAGGUCAGCCAAAAAUGUUCCCAGGCUUUGAACGAAGCAGCAGAGGCAUUGGCUAUGCGACAAGAACGGCAUGAGGAAACGCUCGAGAGGGCAAAAUGGGGAGACGAUUCCUGGCUUCUAACUAAGGGUGUGAAUGAAUCAGUCGAGUCUCACCUUUCCGAGCCAAACGGAGAACAGGCUCUUGCGGAGGUGCUCCCUGCCGCCCAGCUUUUGAACCUCGGAAACUGGUUGGAGUUAUCUACUCGAGUCUUCAUGAACCCAGCUGGGCGCAAGGAUGAAAAUUGGAGAUACCUAAUCGAGGAAGGAGACGAACAUGGAAUUCGAGCUACGGCAUUCUCUGACUUUCAAAACCUAGCUAUCAGUGUCACCAAACGGCUAAUAUCGGCAACUCUACUCUGCGCAAUGUCCAGAAUGCGUGCCAAAGAUAUGGAUACACAGACAAAGCAUAGACAAGAAGAUGUCAUUGGCGCUGAUGUCGAAGCAGCCGCGCAGAUGAUUGGAUUUAGCAUCAAUAGCCAUAACUUUUGGAAACGCUGUCCGAGAAGAAACAAUCUACAAGUCUUCCAGCGCCUAACCCUCAGCCACGGGAAUAGACCUCCAAUGGAAUACGAUGCCGUCGAGGACGAGCUAAACAAACAAACCCCAAAGCAAAGAGCUCGAUCACGAUCACGAUUCCGGUCUCGAUCUCGAUCAAACUCUGCUUCAGCUUCCGGCUCUCGUGCCUCUUCAGUUUCGACUAUCAAUGCAUCGGACAUUGAUAUCUCAUCAGAUGAAGAACAAGAAUACUUGUCGAUUGCACCAAGCGAAGCCAGUCAUGGAGACUCUGCAAUGGAAACGGAUUAUGAUUCAGAAGCUCAACCCCAGCAAGGCCACGGUGACAAUCCACCCUUGAGCCCACGUCCAGCAGCGCAAGAGCUCAUGGAUCACCAUGCCACUACUAUAUCUCCCGAAUCCCAAGAGCUAGCCUACGCAGAUAAAUUUGACAUGGUGGCCAGUAUGGACGAAGAGGCCCGCCUAUGGGCAUUACUGAACCAGAACCCGCCUAUCUUAGUUAAGGACGAAGUAGAUAUCCUGACAAAGCCGAAAAUAAAGACACGAGCUAAAGACGAUAUGGUUGAUUGGAGGGAGAAUGUCGAGUUCUGGAGUCCGUGGGAGACCCAUGAAUCGUUGCCUACUGAAGAUAAAUUUGUAGCAAAUCAGAGAAAUGCAAGGAAAAGGAGGAAAAUUGUGAGAGAGGAGUCGGAAAGCGAUGGAGGGGAUGCGGCUGCUGUUGAGACGGAGGCAUAG
Molecule: messenger RNA, 1965 nt
Organism: Pseudogymnoascus destructans
Lineage: Eukaryota; Fungi; Ascomycota; Leotiomycetes; Thelebolales; Thelebolaceae
Exons: 1
Coding region: 1-1965 (654 amino acids)
Biological process (GO): transcription initiation at RNA polymerase I promoter; nucleolar large rRNA transcription by RNA polymerase I
Cellular component (GO): RNA polymerase I upstream activating factor complex
Molecular function (GO): RNA polymerase I general transcription initiation factor activity; rDNA binding
Source: RefSeq, a predicted model, not a curated record